This is a messenger RNA of Aspergillus candidus, 1884 nucleotides long. RefSeq lists its product as uncharacterized. The record is from RefSeq and is a predicted model, not a curated record. The transcript has 2 exons. Bases 44 to 1135 code for a protein of 363 amino acids. NCBI's taxonomy places the organism in Eukaryota, Fungi, Ascomycota, Eurotiomycetes, Eurotiales, Aspergillaceae.
CUUUAGUCGACAUUUUCCGUGCGCGGGUUCUUGCUUUUCAGAAAUGUCAUCUUCUGACAGGGGCCCAGAGAUGAAGGGUGAGAAACAAAGCUCAUCUGGUACUGCUGAUGGAGCCCCCGUCAUCUCACCAGUCGAAUCAAAGCAACCGUUCCCACCCCUCUCUCCUGAUGACCUCGCCGCAACGUCCCAUCAUACCUAUGAGAGCAUCUACGCAGAGGAGGACGAACAGGAACUAACAUCUCCACAUCAUGCGGAUGUGGAAGUUGAAGAUGACGAUGUGGAUUUCCAGUCCCACUACUCCCUGGACAACCAGUCGUUCUCCGAUGCUUCCACGGAUUCGGAGGAGCUGUCUCCCGACGAUGGCAUCGGUAUGCACCACCCAUUUCGACAGUCCUCGAGUUCUCUCCACGGACCGAAUGCCUUUGCGCCACCAUUCUAUAAUCGACCGCCAACGCCGCUACCUCCAUCGCCAUCCUUGACCUCGCUCCUCAGACCCCCGUUUUCGACCACUACUUCUCGCCCCACCACCCCUGAUAGCUCCGAUGUGGAAACACCCAAUGACACUGAAGCUGCCGUGGCCAAGUCAGCCCGGCGUGCGACAACUGUUCCGCGGGCGAGCCCGAAAGUGCCUACCUACGAAUACUAUGGCUUUGUUCUCUACCUGGGCUCUUCGCUGGCCUUCUUGAUCUAUAUUCUCUGGUCCUUUCUUCCAUCCCCCUUCCUCCAUCAGCUUGGCAUAUACUAUUACCCCAACCGUUGGUGGUCACUGGCAUUCCCCUCUUGGCUGGUUAUGUCCAUUAUCUACAUUUAUGUCGCCUUGGCGUCGUACAAUACGGGCUACUUGACUCUCCCGAUGAAUAGCAUUGAGAACAUAGUGGAUGAGGUGGCCAACGUGGCAGUAAUCGACGGUAAAGCUAGAAGGCGACCUGGUGGCGCCGCGCAAAUGCGGCCUGGUGCGACCUCAUAUCAGAUCAUGGGACCCCAGAAUCGGAAGGUUAAUUGGCCAGAGAUAUGGAAUGAGGGGACCGAUGCCGUGAUGGAUAUCCCUGUGGGGGGCGUCUGUGAAGUUUUGUACGGCCAAGAACGGGAUGAUGAUGAGUUGUAUGAUGAGGUAUCCGAUGCGAGAGAGACUUGACCAACCGGUGUUAGAGCCAGCUUACACUUGAGAUCUCGUGAGAAAACGAGUUGUCUGGCCUUCUGGUCGGCCAGCGCAUUCUGAAUGCUGUUCAGUGUUCGCGCACUUGCUUGCUUCCACGACGCAAAAUUACUGGUAGCAAGGGGGGUGGGCCUUUAUUCACACUGACGAGUUGAAUGAUCGCAGAACCAAAUUCUGGAAUGGCGAGCUGAGCCAACUCCCCCAGACAGAUCACUAGGUAUGGGAGCAAUGGGUUGCGGGUACCCAUAUAUUUGGAAUUCUUCAACACCCUCUGCCAUUAUCGGUAUUGCGUGGCGUGGCCUUCAACCGUGCAAUAUGGGCGUUUAGGCACACUCCACUCACCUGGCCCAGUCCGAUUGUCAACGAGACUGUGGAGGCAGUACUUCGUAUACAACAGAGAUUGACGCGGACUGAAACCCGUCAUUUGCUGCAAAUAAGCGAAACGGUGUUCUAGAGAUGCAAAGUACUGGUUGUAUACUUUGACCUCUUGAUACGGGGAAUACCCGCGUCUUCUACGAGAAAGAUGGCGGAAGUGAAGAAGGACAAAUCGUCUAUCAACCUAUAUACUACAAUAGAGGUUCUUAUGAAUGAGACAUCUGGUUCCUGAAAGGAUGACGCUCGUAUUGUCCCACUGUCAAUCUCUUUACAGGUCACAAACGUUAGUAGCAUGGGGCACGUUAAGCUUGCAGGGUCCAGCCCACAGCCAAAAGCAGCUAAGGCAAGCCUCG